GCGGAGCAUGUCGGAGGAGAUCCCCGUGCUCGACCUCUGCGCCCUCUACUCCUGCUACCGGGGCCACGGGAAGACUAUCGACCGCUCCGACUGGUUCCUCGACUUCAGGAAGGAAGCCCUCAAGCACAAGACACGCAUCCCCCCCGCCGCCAAAGCCACGGCGCCCUCCAAGGGAGGGAAAAACAAGAAGCAGUCCUUCCGCCCACGAGAAAUUCCAGGCGAGCUUGGGGCGUACUCUGGCGUUUCGCAUGUCUUUGUGCAAGCAGCGCCAGGCGGCGCUGGGGGGGCGGGGGUGCAAACUUCUUCCGCGGCCGGCGGCGGUGUCCCAGACGAGGAGGGCGCUAUCGACCCAACCGGCGGGGCCGAGCUGCUGGCGCGCUUCGAACACGCCUCCGACCAGCUUGCGUCGAUGGGCUACGUGAGGCCGCUCAAGCGGAGGAAGAGGCCGGAGGCGGAGGGCGCGGGUAAGGGUCAGGCUCCGGGCCCGAAGGGUAGCGUGACGAGGCUUGUCUUCUCCUACACCAUGGAGGACGGCGCGCUGUAGACACAGUCGAGGGACCUCUU
Ectocarpus sp. CCAP 1310/34 is the source of this 564-nucleotide messenger RNA. Lineage: Eukaryota; Phaeophyceae; Ectocarpales; Ectocarpaceae. The record is from the annotation of a GenBank genome assembly.